GCGGUCCAAGAUGGCCGCGGUGUCGGUGUUCCCCGGCGUGCGGCUCCUCACGGUCGGGGACGCGAACGGGGAGAUCCAGCGGCACCAGGAGCAGCAGCCGCUGCGCCUCGAGGUCCGCACCGGCCCCGACAGCGCCGCCAUCGCCCUCUACGGCCACGAGGAUGUCUGCGUGUUCAAGUGCUCCGUGUCCCGCGAGACGGAGUGCAGCCGGGUGGGGAAGCAAUCCUUCAUCAUCACCCUGGGCUGCAACAGCGUGCUGCUGCAAUUCGGGACCCCCACCGAUUUCUGCUCUUUUUACAACAUCCUGAAGAACUGCCGGGGACACAACACGGAGCGCUCGGUGUUCAGCGAGCGCACCGAGGAGUCCUCGGCCGUGCAGUACUUCCAGUUCUACGGGUACCUGUCGCAGCAGCAGAACAUGAUGCAGGACUACGUGCGCACGGGGACGUACCAGCGGGCGAUCCUGCAGAACCACAGCGACUUCAAGGACAAGGUCUGCCAUUUUUCGGGGGGUUCAGCUCGUUUUGGGGGGAACCCGAUCUACGCCGUGGAGGCCAGCACCAUGGCCCAGCACGCCGAGGUGCUGGUGAAGAGCAACAACCUGACGGAGCGGAUCGUGGUGAUCCCGGGCAAGGUGGAGGAGGUGUCCCUGCCCGAGCAGGUGGACAUCAUCAUCUCCGAGCCCAUGGGCUACAUGCUCUUCAACGAGCGCAUGCUCGAGAGCUACCUGCACGCCAAGAAGUACCUGAAGCCCAGUGGGAACAUGUUCCCCACCAUCGGCGACGUGCACCUGGCGCCCUUCACGGACGAGCAGCUCUACAUGGAGCAGUUCACCAAGGCCAACUUCUGGUACCAGCCCUCCUUCCACGGCGUCGAUCUCUCGGCGCUGCGUGGCGCCGCCGUGGACGAGUACUUCAGGCAGCCGGUGGUGGACACUUUUGACAUCCGGAUUUUAAUGGCCAAAUCCGUCAAAUACACCGUGAACUUCUUGGAAGCCAAGGAGGGCGACUUGCACAGGAUAGAAAUCCCCUUCAAAUUCCACAUGCUACAGAGCUACGACAUCAGCAUCGUGGCCCAGGUGGACCAGACGGGCUCCAAAUCCUCCAACCUCCUGGACCUGAAAAACCCUUUCUUCAGGUACACGGGCACGACCCCCUCGCCGCCCCCCGGCUCCCACUACACGUCGCCGUCGGAGAACAUGUGGAGCACGGGCAGCACCUACAACAUGAGCACGGGCAUGGCCGUGGCCGGGAUGCCGGCGGCCUACGACCUGAGCAGCGUCAUCGCCGGGGGCUCCAACGUGGGGCACAACAACCUGAUCCCCCUGGCCAACACCGGCAUCGUCAACCACACCCACUCCCGGAUGGGCUCCAUCAUGAGCACGGGCAUCGUGCAAGGCUCGUCCAGCGGGCAGAGCGGCGCCGGCUCCAGCGGGCACUACCCCCUGAACAGCCAGUUCACCAUGGGCGGCCCCCCCAUCUCCAUGGCGUCCCCCAUGUCCAUCACCACCAACACCAUGCACUACGGCAGCUGAGGAGCCCAAAAUCCAGGGAAAAAACCAAAAUCCGACACCCCCGGGGCUGCCCCGCCCCGCCCGGGGCUUCCCCUCCUUCCCCCCCCUCCUCGCUCCGUGCCGGACCCGGAGGGGAAUUUGGAUUUUUUUGGGGAUUUUAUUUUUUUUGGGGGGGGGUUUGUUUUUUUGUUGUUGUUUUUCCUCGGGGAAGGUUUUGUACCGCUCGGAUUCCCGGGAUUGGGGCGGGGGGGGGGGGGGGGAAAAUUCCCUCCUCGCCCACCGGGAAUCCCCCCCCGGGAUGGGAAUCCCGCCGGGAAGAACGGGAACGGGGAACGGGCCGAGAGCCGCGGGCCAGGCCCCGUUCCGGGACGGGAUCGGGAAUUUUUCCGGGAUUUCUCCGGAAUUUCUCCGGCUGUAGUCUGAAUAAACGGGAGGGUUUCCACA
This is a messenger RNA of Lonchura striata (white-rumped munia), 1957 nucleotides long. Lineage: Eukaryota; Metazoa; Chordata; Aves; Passeriformes; Estrildidae. The record is from RefSeq and is a predicted model, not a curated record.